CAGGAGACAAAUAACGUUGUGUGCGUGCGUCAGUAAAAGGCAAUCAGUCAGUUUGCCAAAUAAAAAAGUGCUUAUGGGAAUACCAGCUGGGGCGGAUCGAAUUUGAUUGAAGGUUUCGCACAAAUUUUGCAGUGUUUAUUGUAAAACUGCAGUCCCCUCACGCUGUCGUCGGUCUGGUGCAGUAGGUUCGUUAUUGAAUUGUGCGAAAAAAAGGCCGCGUGCUAGGUACAACGAGCCCGUUCCGUGUAAAUAGUUGGUGUGUGCUUUGUUGGUAGGAAUUGCGUGUCCACCGCACUACGACACACAGCUACGCGAUGAUAAUGAAGCUUCUGCACCCAACAGCAGCAUCACAAUAGUCGAUGGCAAACAGCAAAAGUACGGUGCCGAAUUCAACACCACGCGCGAAGGACGACGGCUUUUUCGACAUUUCUGCCAGUGUAGCGAACGGACGCGAGUCCCCCUGACGCAAGUGGUGUUCUGCUCGAUCUAACAUCCGCGCACCGUCUAUUGAUGCUGUGUGAUUAGAGCCUGCCACCACCAGUCAGUGCAAUCGACCAGCGUUAGCAGCAAGCUGCGUGCUCGACCGUGAUUUCCGUGGCGUCAACCAACAGUUCUCUUUUAGUGCAGUGCGUUGACUAUUCGAUGGUGCCAUCCGUCGGAUAACAAAGAACAGCAUCGGUCAAAUGACCUCCGAAGGAACGCUUGUGGAUCUGGACUUCGGAGACACAAGCCACAGUCAGCCCGCUAGUACCACCGUCGUCACAUCAAACGGACUCGCUACUUCGAUCCUUGCGGCCGCAAACGGAUCGGUGAGCAACGACCUAAGACCGUCUGAAACUAGCCCACACGCGACGCUACUUGAAAAGGUGAAUCAGCUAACGAUCGUGCCCGGUGCACCCGAACUACGACAACAACAGCAACCAGCAUCGAGCAACGGUGAACGAGACGGGCAGCAAGAUGCGAUCGUGAGCGACCUGUUACUGCCGUGCACUGUACCGUUGUUUGGUGGCGCCGCGGCAGACAAUAAGCAGAGCGUGAACAGCCAAAGUUCGUCGCGGCUGUCUGCAUCUUCAGCCUCGACCGUGGCCACCAACGUAGUGGACGUCGGGGACGGUACGCCGCUCGUGCUACCGGACGUUAGCUUCGAAGGCAUCACGCUGGAUUCCGGAAUCGAUCGGGAAUCGCAACCCCUGCUGGGGUCGCGCGAUCAUGAGAUUACCUACAACCAAUUUCCCGAUGAUCCUCACUUCAGUGAUCUAGUAUACUCUGCAGAGAUAGCGAUCGAUGCUGGCAUCUAUCCGGAACGUAUCUACCAGGGAAGCAGUGGGUCGUACUUUGUGAAGAAUCCCGCCAAAAAAGUGGUCGCCGUUUUCAAACCAAAAGAUGAAGAACCGUACGGAAGGUUAAAUCCCAAGUGGACCAAAUGGAUGCACAAACUGUGCUGUCCGUGCUGUUUUGGACGCGCCUGUCUGAUACCGAACCAAGGGUAUCUGUCGGAAGCCGGAGCUAGUCUAGUGGACCAAAAACUAAAUCUAAACAUCGUGCCGAAGACACGCGUCGUGCGGCUCGUCUCGGAAACGUUCAACUACCCGCGCAUCGAUCGGCAAAAGGCACGCAUCAAGAAAACGAUCAAGGAGCGCAUCCCGGCGGCCCGCUUCAAUCGCAUGUCGCUCCCACCGAAGACCGGCUCGUUUCAGCUGUUUGUCGACGGGUACAAGGAUGCCGAUUACUGGUUGCGCCGGUUCGAGCAGGAACCGCUGCCGACGCGGCUCGGCCAAAAGUUUCAGCUCCAGUUCGAGCGGCUGGUCGUGCUGGAUUACAUUAUACGCAACACGGACCGGGGCAAUGAUAAUUGGCUGAUCAAGUACGAUCAGCCAUCGAUCGUGCCGACCAGCCCGACGGCCGCGAGUCCGAACGGCGGGCUGGCGAACGGGGCGAGCGGAGCGUAUAUCCCGCGCAGCAGCAGCCGGCUGGAGAUGAUGGAGCACACGGACUGGAAUCUGGUGCAGCUGCCCGAAAUACGGAUCGCGGCAAUCGAUAACGGGCUUGCGUUUCCCUUCAAGCAUCCGGAUUCAUGGCGUGCCUACCCGUACCAUUGGGCCUGGUUGCCGCAGGCGAAGCAACCGUUCAGCCAGGACAUCAAGGAUCUGGUGCUGCCCUCGCUGUCCGAUCCGAACUUCUGCGAGGAGCUGUGCAACGAGCUGUACGAGCUGUUCAAGCAGGACAAGGGCUUCGACCGCGGUCUGUUCGAGCGGCAGAUGUCUGUGAUGCGCGGUCAGAUGCUCAAUCUGACCCAAGCUUUAAAGGACGGCAAGAGCCCGGUACAGCUGGUCCAGAUGCCGGCCGUCAUCGUCGAGAGAUCGAAGGUUAAUCCGGGAUCGUCGAGAUUUUUCUCAUUCCAGCAGCGCUUCCAAAACAAGAGUCCGUUCUUUUCCUGGUCGACGACUUCCGACGAGAGCCCGAAACGACAGCAUGAGCGUGGUGGUGGUGGUGGUCCGUCGGGAACGAGCCAUCAUCGAGCCUUUUACUAUUUCGGCAUUCGGCCGCUUUCAGUUUCGUUUUUUGGUUCGAUCGGAGGGUUUUUUUUUGCCAGGAGGGCACCGCUCCAAACUCCCAUUGUUCAAAUCCUGAUGGCCGAAACAAUACUCGAACACGUGGCGUCGGACGGCGUGUGCUCAGUGCAGGCAGAGGAUCCGUGUGCAGCCGCUGUCUACUGUGGCAGUGAGCAAGUUCCAUUAGGGUCCGAGAUUCCCUGCCGUUCAACACUGCCGACCGGGCCGUGUGUUGAAAAUCCGGAUAUCGUGUGCCUAAAUCCGCCGUACUCCGACGGGGCCAACUGUUGUGCCGGACCGAGCGAACAGCCCGUAACCAUCGUAGACGAUUGUGCUGGUGUACCGGCCGACUGUGCUACCGAGAUGCCGCAAUGUUGUAAUUGUGCCUGCGGCAGGCCAGGAUGCGUGCCUACGAAGCGUGUGCGCUACGUUCAGCCGCCGAAACGGGAAUCCUGCAAACCGAUCGUCACGUACAAACCGCCCGAGGUGGAAUUUGGAGGCGAUUCGGUGUACAAAACGUCCUUCAACGCGGAUCCGCAGCUCGUGGUCAAUGCGCGCCCGCUGGCAAUCAAACCGCAGUGCCAUCUGGUGCCACAUCCCGGAAGCUUGGAGAAGACCACUACUACAGCGCUCUCCUACCCUGGUUACAACAAUGUAGAUCGAGCGCAACCGAUCGUUCCGACCGGCAAUCAGCUGAUACAGCCGGGACCGUUACAGGAGAUGACCACCAGCCGGCAUGAUUAUGUGGCGAAAACGACACCCAAGCGGUACAAAAUCGUUCCUGCCAGCCAUAUGCACGUGCACAGUGCACCGUUCGAGAAGCAAACGAUGAACAAGCUGUCCUACAGCUGCCCCAACAUGGCCAGCUUUGAGCCGGCACGCUCCUGCAAACCGUUGCGCGAGUACGAACGUCCCGAGAUUCCGAUGCAAUCGGAAACAACGUCAAAGCUCAGCUACGGUCCGAUCUGUCCACCGCCAAAGGAAGACGUGCCGUGGGCACGGCGUGCCUGCUAUCAGCCACCGGACGUACCGAUGGACAACGAGACGACGUACAAGAGGAGCUUCAUGCCCGGCUGUGCGAACGAGCGUGUCAAGAUGGUGCUGCCGUACAACAAUCUCUCCGUAGCUGCCGGUUCGGGUUUCGAAUCGAAGACGGUGUACAAGGAGAGCUACCACAGUGCCACCUGCGGCGAGCGCCCGCCCCCGAUCCGACCGACCGCCCAUCUGCGGGUGCCCAACCAAAAGCUGGAGGAUGACACGGUUUACAAGACGUCAUUUGCCACGCACUGCCACGCGGAACGUCCGGCGCCGAUACUUCCGCGCCCGGCGCCACUCAUCGGCGAUGGUCCGAUGCAGGAGAUGACCACACAACGGCAUGACUUUGUCUGCAAAGGGCAGGCAAGGCGGGAUCCCAUAGUGCCGCAAGGUUCGCUGGCGAUGCCAACCGGGCGGGUAGAGAGUGCCACCGUGAAUCGGUUAACCUACACGUCCAACAAGGAAAACAUGGUUCCAACGAAAUCGUGCAAACCCAUCGUAACCUACAAGCGACCGGAAGAACCGAUGGAGAGUGAUACGACGCAGAAGCUUAGCUAUAUGCCGGUCUGCCCUCCACCGAAGGAGCAGUAUCCUUGGGCGCAACGGGCGCGCUAUCAGCCACCGAACAUGCCGAUGGAUUCGAUGACGGUACAAAAGUAUAGCUACGCACCGCCCGGCCAGUACGUGGAGGAACCCUGCUCCAGCACGGCGGGUUGCUGCCAGUCGUGCAAUCCAGCGGCAGUGAAUUGCUGUGCCACCGUGGACACGGCGUGCAAUGGUGUUAGUUACCCGCGAGCAGCAAUUGUGAAGUAGUACUCCUCAAUACGUUCCAACGCUCGAGCAGCAGUCGGUCUGGCGGCUGGCGCUGUGUGAGUGUAGCAACCAAAAAUCCUAAUGUGUUUAUAUUAUUCCAUUUUUCUGUUGUUGAUAUGCUAAAACCAAAAAUCCGGUUAAAAACUUCUUCGGUGAAAUAAAAGCUGGCGAUAUUUACAAAAAAGAGGGCUUUUAAACAGAUACGACUUGCACGGUGCAGUACAAUGCUUGAAGUGACUUCCGAGCGGAAAAUCUGAGCACUUGUCUCCAGAACUGUUAGCAAACAAUUAUCAGCAUGAUUGGUCGCGUUAAGCCUGUUGCUCUGCACCUUAUAGCUACGCCUGAUUGAUUAAAGCUGAUGGUCACAAUUUAACAAA
This is a messenger RNA of Anopheles stephensi (Asian malaria mosquito), 4777 nucleotides long. RefSeq lists its product as uncharacterized. The transcript has 13 exons. Gene Ontology annotation, biological process: endosome organization; Golgi organization; phosphatidylinositol phosphate biosynthetic process. The coding region runs from base 684 to 4400 and encodes 1238 amino acids. Gene Ontology annotation, cellular component: trans-Golgi network; plasma membrane; lysosomal membrane. The record is from RefSeq and is a predicted model, not a curated record. NCBI's taxonomy places the organism in Eukaryota, Metazoa, Arthropoda, Insecta, Diptera, Culicidae. Gene Ontology annotation, molecular function: microtubule binding; 1-phosphatidylinositol 4-kinase activity.